UUUUAUCAAUAUAAAAAGCCGAUUGUAAGAAUUCCUGAAUCACGAUUGGAAUUGCUGAUAAUAAUAUCUAUAAAUGGCAGACGAAGUUGCAAAGGCCCAAGCGGCCGAUGCAAGCACAGAGGAUACAAUUUUCGGGAAGAUUCUGCGCAAGGAAAUCCCUUGCACUUUUAUCUACGAGGACGAUAAGUGCGUAGCUUUUCACGACGUAAAUCCGCAGGCUCCGGUUCACUUCUUGGUGAUCCCCAGAAAACCGAUUGCGCAACUUUCGAAAGCAACUGAAGAAGACGAAGCUCUUUUGGGCCAUUUGAUGUUAGUCGGCAAAAAGAUUGGCGCUGAGCAAGGACUAGGCGAUGGAUUCCGUGUUGUUAUCAAUGACGGACGCAACGGGGCACAGUCGGUCUAUCAUUUACAUUUGCAUUUCCUUGGAGGCCGGCAGAUGAAAUGGCCACCGGGUUAAAACAUUCAAUUAUUGUGAUAUGAACAGUGCUUUCUAAUUGAAUAAUAAAGAAUUAGUACUU
Messenger RNA from Sabethes cyaneus, 518 nucleotides. It is a transcript of the gene HINT1, whose product is annotated as adenosine 5'-monophosphoramidase HINT1. Gene Ontology annotation, molecular function: hydrolase activity. NCBI's taxonomy places the organism in Eukaryota, Metazoa, Arthropoda, Insecta, Diptera, Culicidae. Bases 74 to 457 code for a protein of 127 amino acids. Gene Ontology annotation, cellular component: nucleus; cytoplasm. The record is from RefSeq and is a predicted model, not a curated record. The transcript has 2 exons. Gene Ontology annotation, biological process: purine ribonucleotide catabolic process.